Molecule: messenger RNA, 3708 nt
Organism: Molossus molossus (Pallas's mastiff bat)
Lineage: Eukaryota; Metazoa; Chordata; Mammalia; Chiroptera; Molossidae
Gene: RGS22
Product: regulator of G protein signaling 22
Exons: 25
Coding region: 1-3708 (1235 amino acids)
Biological process (GO): regulation of signal transduction
Molecular function (GO): G-protein alpha-subunit binding
Source: RefSeq, a predicted model, not a curated record
AUGGAUGACUGGUACUACAAAGUUAGCUUUCACCACCUUCAGACCUUUUCAGAGGCAAUUAGAUUUAAUGUGGAUUAUGGAGUUUUUGAAGUAGUUAACAAUGCUCCACAACUUCUGGAAAAGCAACUGAAAAAAAUUCUACAAAACCAGCAACCUCGAAAUCCUAUCUAUGAUGUUGUAAGGAAAGGAAAGAAUGAUGUUAAACCUCCUCAAAUGAAUGCUCCCUAUGAAGAUGAGACCAUUAAUGUCAACUACAAUAUUAUGUGUCUCAGUCGUGAACAAGGUAUUCAGUGGAUCAAAAAAGAAAGACUUCCAGCAUUUCUGGAAAGUGAUUGCUAUUUUGAAUACAGGUUAGCCAAAUUGGUUUCACAAGUGAGAUGGAGUGGAUCAGGCGUGAAUAUCACACUAGGUGAGGAUUUUUCUCCCUGGGUCCUGAGAAAACCACCUACUCCACCACCUCCUGCCGUUAAAGAUGAAAAUGUUAUCAUUAUGAAAAAGUUCUACAUUUCUCUUGGCGAGGCCUCCUAUACGCAAACAAAAGAUUGGUUUACAUUAGCAAAACAAAGUCAGCAAACAGUAUCAACCUUUUCAUCCCCGUCCACUGUCCUCUCCAGCAAAGUUGGAUCACCAGUUAUUUCAUCUGUUUCUGAGAGUUUUAUCUUUGAUGAUGGAGUUCACCCCAGGGUAAAAAAGGACCCAGUUAAAACCACUGGAUUAAUUUCUGAAUUCGAAGAAGAAGAAGAUGGGUCUAUAUCUCUACAAGACACUCCUUCUCAUGCUCUUCUGAGAAUAUACCUUGAAAGGCAAGAGGAUGUUGGUGAAAGUCAGACAGCUCAUUUCUCAACAUUUGAAGAAUUUUUAAGAGCUUAUAUACUCUUCACUUUGACAGUAGUAAUUCAUCAAAUUCUUGGAGAGCCAUUUAGAGGAGACCCAGAUCAUAUAGAUUUCAGCAAUGUAACAGAAGUGGUAGUUAAUGAGUAUCUUGACUUUAUUCCUGACAAGACUAUUGCGUUAAGUGAAACAAUUCAACCCACAAAGGAAAAGGCAGAAGAGAUUUUAGAAGAAAAAAGUUCAAAGAGUAACAGCAUUACAUCAGAAAUCAGGGCUGAUUGGUGUAUUUCUCACAAAACUUAUGACAUUGGAAAUAGAAUGGAGUUUGAAAGAUUUAAGAAAUUUAUAAAAGGUACAUUAGGGGAGAGAUAUUGGUGGCUAUGGAUGGACAUUGAGAGGUUAAAAGUUCUUAAGGAUGGUGGAAGACAUCAAAGGCAUCUUGAGAGGAUGAAAAAAUGCUAUCUAGUGAGCAGUGGAGAUCACUACCUUUCUACAGAAAUCUUAACAAAAUUUAAACUGCUAGAUGGAUCUCAGUGGAAUAAAGAACAUUUAAAAAAUAUUCAGCCUGAGGUUAUGAAACCCUUACUUCUGUAUUGGGCACCAAGAUUCUGUGUUACUCAUUCACACUCAACAAAACGUGCCAGUACUGAACUGAAAUUGUGGCAUCUCCGUCAAGAGAAACCAAGGAAGGAUGUUGACCCUUUUCCACAAAUAGCAACCCUCUUGCCAUUAAGACCUAAAUCUUGCAUUCCACAAAUAUCUGAUACGCAGAAAGAAGAAUCCAGUUUAGUACAACCUCCUAAAUCUCCCAAGAAAUCUUCUACAGCACUACAAAGACCUUGGAAGAGAGAGACUUGGUAUCCAAUUUCUUCUAAAGAUAGCGUGAUUGAGACUGGGUCAAGGCAUAUGUCAGACAGCGGCAGAGUUAUUCAUUUAACAUCUUUUACUGACAUUUCUGAAUGUCGGAAGCCCCAGCUGGAUAGAAGAUACACUUAUACAGAAGAACCUUUGGUUAAAACCAUGGUCGAUGGUGCCUUGGGAGGAUUUGACAUGGAAAAUUUGUUGCAGUCUUUGUAUGUAGAAAAUAGAGCUGGAUUCUUCUUUACUAAGUUCUGUGAGAAUUCAGGGAAUAAGUUGUGGAAGAACAGUGUGUACUUCUGGUUUGACCUACAGGCUUAUCAUCAGCUUUUCUACCAAGAAACACUUCACCCUUUUAAAGUAUGCAAGCAAGCCCAAUAUCUUUUUGCCACCUAUGUUGCUCCUUCGGCCACUCUUGACAUUGGACUGCAACAGGAAAAUAAAAAGGAAAUCUAUAUGAAAAUGCAGCCACCAUUUGAAGACCUUUUUGACACAGCCGAAGAAUAUAUUCUUCUCCUCCUACUUGAGCCCUGGGCAAAGAUGGUGAAAUCAGACCAAGAUGCUUACAGACAGGUGAAGUUAGUGGAAGAAACUCGACAGCUAGACUCCACAUACUUCAGAAACAUACAGACUUUGCAUAAACAGACAAUUUGCAAGAAAGCUGAGGACACUACUUGUGAAAUUGGAACUGCUAUUUCACCACAUCCUGAUACCUCUAAACAAACAGAAUACUGGAAUAAUGUUCCUGCAGAGUAUAGGCAUUUUAAUUUUAAUAGUCUGCUUAACAACAAACUAGAGUUUGAACAUUUCCGUCAGUUUCUUGAAGCUCACUCUUCAAGCAUGGACCUUAUGUGCUGGACAGACAUUGAGCAGUUCCGAAGAAUAAAUUACAGAGAUCAAAAGCAAAAGGAGGCAAAAUCUAUAUAUAUUAAAAACAAAUACCUUAAUAAAAAGUAUUUCUUUGGACCUAACAGUCCAGCUUCUUUACAUCAGCAGGAUCAGAUAAUGAAUUUAAGUGGAGGCUGGGGAAAGAUUCUCCAUGAGCAACUUGACUCAUCUGUUCUCAUUGAAAUUCAGAAGCGUGUCCUAAAUAGACUAGAAAACAUGUGGUUGCCAUUGUUUCUUGCAAGUGAACAGUUUGCAGCACGUCAAAAGAUAAAGAUACAGCUGAGAGAUGUAGCCGAAGAGCUCUUACUGCAGAAGCAUGAAAGGAAAAUUGGGAUCUGGAAGCCUGUGGACAGCAAGUGGAUAUCUUCAUCUUGUGAAAUCAUUGCUUUUCGUAAAGCAUUAUUGAAUCCUGUUACUGCAAGACAAUUUCAACAGUUUGUGGCUCUAAAAGGAGAUUUUUUGGAAAACGGGGUGCUCUUUUGGCAAGAAGUACAAAAAUACAAGGAUUUGUGCCAUUCUCAUUGUGAGGAGUCCAUCAUCCAAAACAAGAUCAUGACUAUUAUCAACUGCUUUCUUAAUUCCAGUAUUCCACCAGCUUUACAAAUUGACAUUCCUUUAGAGCAAGCCCAGAAGAUUCUUGAACACAGGAAGGAGUUAGGACCAUAUAUAUUUAGAGAGGCACAGAUGACAAUUUUUGGAGUUCUGUUUAAAUUUUGGCCUCAGUUUUGUGAGUUUAGGAAGAACUUAACUGAUGAAAAAAUUAUGAGUGCUUUAGAAAGAAGAAAAGAAUAUAAUAAGCAGAAAAAGAAAUUGACAGUCCCAGAAGAUGAAAAAUUGGUAAAGGAUGGAAUCAAACAUUAUGCAACUAUUUCAGGAUCUACUGUCAGAACAGCUGGUGUAGUCAGUGACCCAGCUUUAAGCCUACCAGCAUAUAGCCGACAGCCAACCUGGUGCUAUUCAAAGUACAUAGAAGCCUUAGAACAGGAAAGGAUUCUUCUUAAAGUUCAAGAAGAAUUGGAAAAGAAAUUGUUUGCAGGCACAUCAUCUUUCACAAAUAUUAACAGGCCUACCGCUUCAGUUACGUCUUUGAAAAAGACCACAUCUUCCCACAACAUCCAGAGAAUUCUUUAA